CGCAAUGGGUGCCUCUGUUUAAUCGGUUGAAGCUAUUGAAAUGGCUCAGUUUACGAGAAUGAAAACGAUUCGGAGGCGCUGAUAAGGACAAAUAAUGACCAUAGCAAUUUUAUCACACGGAAAUCUAUAUGUCAAGCCAUGUCUAUCCGAAACGUGAUGAUACACACGAAUAAUAACAUUGUUAUGAGUAGUUUGGGUCGUAUAGACCGGCUAAAAUCAUCUGACAAACUGUAAACAAAGAUGCCGGGCGUAAGGUUGAAUCUGGUUGUGGCAGCUUGUAACAAUCGGGGUAUCGGUAUCAACGGCUCACUUCCAUGGCGACUAAAAAAAGACAUGGAAGUGUUCAAGAGGAUUACAACAGAAACCAAAGAUCCAGAUAAGAAGAAUGUAGUUAUAAUGGGACGGAAGACAUGGGUGUCCAUCCCAGAGAAAUUCCGACCUCUACCUAGGAGGAUAAACAUAAUACUCAGUCGGACAAUGAAUGAAACGCCGACCGGUACAUAUAUAGCCAGAAGUUUAGAGGAUGCUAUCUCCAUGGUAUCAGGAAACGGCGAUCUGAGAGACAAAGUGGAAAGUCUGUAUGUUAUAGGAGGAAGCUCUGUCUACAAAGAAGCCAUGGAUUACCCUUCCUGCCGUGUAUACCUGACCAGGGUGUUGGCAGACUUCGACUGUGAUACAUAUUUACCAGAGUUUGACUCACAGAAAUUUAUAAAGCUACAAAGCUGUGAAGAAGUACCAGCAGGGCGUAUGACGGAGAAUGGUGUUGAUUUUGAAUUUGAAGUUUAUGACAAGACUGAGAUAAGUCCCGACAGGAUGUCGUUCAAGGUAAUAGCAGCAAUGUGUAUCAACAGGGGUGUCGGGAUGGCGAACAGACUUCCAUGGCCAUCGUUAAGUAAAGAAUAUCGAUAUUACAUGGACCUAACAUCGAGGACAGUUGAACCUGGUAAAAAGUGUGUCAAUAUAAAAGGACGAGUGACGUGGCAAUGUACCUGUAUGGAGGAGAAGGCCCGCGGCUCCAUCAUCAACAUCGUCAUCAGCAGAAAUCCGAGUGAAGAGAUUUCAGCAGACCCGUACGUCCAUAAAAUAGUAGCCAGUUUCGAUGAUGCCCUUUUGUAUGUGGACAAUACAUUGCGAGACCAAGUGGAAACAGUAUGGGUGAUGGGAGGACAACAAAUUUAUACCGACGCCGUCAACCAUCCACAAUGUGGGGAAAUCUAUUUGACGCACAUUUAUGGUGAAUUCGAGGCAGAUACUUUUUUCCCGUCAUUUGAGGAUCGAUUCCAGGAAGAUAAGUCCGUCGACUUGGACAGAACGUUACAAGAGGAACGUGGCAUUACAUACAAGUACAAAAUUUAUUGUCCAAAGAGUCAAGCAAACUGUUAAGGAUGUGUUGCUUGUUAUCGUUUAUACGUUUGGGAAAUAUAUCAUCUUCGUUUAUUUACAUAUAUUUGUUUUUGAAUGGAUUAUCGCAUCUUAGAUUCCGCUCUUGUCACCCCUGAAGAAUGUUUUGACAGAAUUGAAAGCCAGACAAGUUAUUUGAUGUGUAAUAAAACUUCCAUGUGUGCAUAAAUCAGAAAGAAUGUGAUAAUAAAAAAACAGUAAAAUUG
Molecule: messenger RNA, 1607 nt
Organism: Pecten maximus
Lineage: Eukaryota; Metazoa; Mollusca; Bivalvia; Pectinida; Pectinidae
Product: dihydrofolate reductase-like
Exons: 12
Coding region: 241-1383 (380 amino acids)
Biological process (GO): dihydrofolate metabolic process; glycine biosynthetic process; tetrahydrofolate biosynthetic process
Cellular component (GO): mitochondrion
Molecular function (GO): dihydrofolate reductase activity; NADP binding
Source: RefSeq, a predicted model, not a curated record